ACUUACAGUAAUGGAGCCGAAUUGUUAGUUGGCCAGCUACUUAAAUUCAACCAACUCCUACACAUUUAUUGGCGGGAAUAGACUACUCGUCCUCCAUGGAUUCUCCGUGAUAUACCUCUCAUUUCUAUGCUUCAUUCUAUAAUUCUCUCUCUAUUUGGAACCAGUCUCUGAUCACGUUAUGGAUCAGAAUUCUCCUCAAGAAAUGGACCAAUCGUCAUCACAAUCAAGCAAAACAACACCAAGUGUUUCCUUCUUUGGUUUAUUCUCUGCUGCAGAUAAAAUUGAUUAUCUCUUAAUGUUUUUAGGAAGUGUGGGCGCAUGUAUUCAUGGUGCUUCACUUCCUGUAUUUCUCAUCCUUUUCGGUCGCAUGAUUAAUUCCCUCGGAAAUUUAGCUGUGGAUCCUCAUAAAAUGUCUUCACAAGUCUCCAAGCAUGCUUUGUAUUUAGUGUAUUUAGGGUUUGUGGUUUUUGUAUCAGCUUGGAUGGGUGUUGCAUUUUGGAUGCAAACUGGUGAGAGGCAAACUGCUCGUUUGCGUCUUAAAUACCUUCAGUCGAUUUUACGAAAGGAUAUGAAUUAUUUCGACACAGAAGCCAGAGAUUCCAACAUCAUAUUUCACAUUUCUAGUGAUGCAAUACUAGUUCAAGACGCAAUUGGUGACAAGACAGGCCAUGCUAUUCGCUAUCUUUCGCAAUUUACUGUUGGAUUUGCCAUUGGAUUUGCAUAUGUAUGGCAGCUAACACUCCUCACAUUGGCUGUGGUUCCACUGAUAGCUCUUGCCGGUGGUGCUUACACAAUAAUCAUGUCUACCUUAUCAAAAAAAGGAGAGGCUGCUUACGCUGAGGCUGCCAAGGUUGCAGAAGAGGCUAUAUCGCAAAUUCGGACUGUAUACUCAUUUGUAGGAGAGGCUAAAGCAAUUGAAGCAUACUCCAAGUCUCUUAAAAAAGCACUAAAAUUAGGGAAGAAAAGUGGGGUUGCAAAAGGAGUUGGUGUUGGAUUUACAUAUGGGCUAUUGUUCUGUGCUUGGGCAUUGCUUCUUUGGUAUGCCAGCAUUUUAGUCAGACAUCACCACACAGAUGGGGCAAAAGCAUUUACAAUGAUCAUCAAUGUCAUUUUCAGUGGAUUUGCUCUCGGUCAAGCUGCUCCAAGCCUCGCCGCAAUUGCCAAAGGCCGAGCUGCUGCUGCCAAUAUCAUUCAUAUGAUCAAAACAGACACCACAACAUCUAAAAGCGCGGAAGAUGGUUUUAUAUUGCCAAAAGUAGAUGGGAAAAUUGAGUUCUGCGAUGUCUUUUUUGCUUACCCCUCGCGAUCUAAUAUGGUUUUUGAAAAUCUGAGCUUUUCAAUAAGUACAGGGAAGACAUUUGCAAUUGUUGGUCCCAGUGGUUCAGGAAAGAGCACUGUUAUAUCAAUGGUUCAACGUUUUUAUGAACCCAAUUCAGGUAAAAUACUAUUGGAUGGACAUGAUUUUAAGACUCUUCACUUGAAAUGGCUGAGAGAACAGAUGGGAAUGGUCAGUCAGGAACCAGCAUUAUUCGCCACGACCAUAGCCGAUAAUAUUCUGUUGGGAAAAGAAGAUGCAAGCUUAGAUCAGGCCAUUGAAGCUGCAAAAGUUGCCAAUGCGCAUUCUUUCGUUCAACAACUGCCAGAUGGCUAUCAAACUCAGGUAGGAGAAGGUGGAACUCAGCUUUCUGGGGGACAAAAGCAAAGAAUUGCUAUAGCAAGAGCAGUGGUGAGAAAUCCAAAGAUACUACUUCUAGAUGAGGCUACUAGUGCACUCGAUUCAGAAUCAGAGCUCGUUGUUCAGCAGGCCCUCGAUAAAAUCAUGUCAAAUCGGACUACAAUUAUUGUUGCACACCGGCUAUCUACAAUUCGAGAUGUUGAUACUAUCAUUGUUUUGAAGAAUGGUCAAGUUGCUGAGAGUGGGAGCCAUUUGGACUUGUUAUCUAAGGCAGGAGAGUAUGCAAGUCUUGUGAGCUUGCAAAUAUCAUCAGAACAUUCGAAACAUUCAAGUUCAAUAGACAAUUCCGAAACAGCAGGAAACUCUAGCUUUCGAGAACAUGAUUUUGAAAAUCAAAACAAUAAGGAGAUACAGUCAUUAAAUGAUGAAAGCAUUGUCGCAGCCAACCGUGCUUCCACUCCAUCGAUUUGGGAAUUACUAAAGCUAAAUUCACCAGAGUGGCCUUAUGCGGUACUUGGAUCAGUAGGCGCCGUUUUGGCUGGCAUGGAAGCUCCUAUGUUUGCUCUUGGGAUAACACAUGUUUUGACUGCAUUUUACAAUCCUGAUGCUUCUGAAAUGAAACACGAGAUUCAAAGAGUAGCUCUGAUUUUUGUUGGACUGGCCGUUAUUACAAUUCCUAUAUAUCUUCUCCAACAUUACUUCUAUACAUUAAUGGGAGAGCGUCUCACCUCUCGUGUGCGUUUAUCGAUGUUUUCAGCUAUACUCUCCAAUGAAAUAGGGUGGUUUGAUUUAGAUGAGAAUAAUAUAGGCUCAUUGACAUCAACGUUAGCUGCUGACGCAACCUUGGUGCGGAGUGCUCUUGCUGACCGCCUCUCAACAAUCGUGCAGAAUGUAGCACUUACAGUGACAGCCUGUGUUAUCGCCUUCACGUUGAGCUGGCGAGUAGCCUCUGUUGUUGUUGCCUCCUUCCCUCUGCUUGUUGGAGCUUCCGUAGCUGAGCAACUAUUUCUCAAGGGGUUUGGAGGAGACUAUCAUGCUUACUCUAGAGCCACGUCCGUGGCACGAGAAGCACUCACGAAUAUUCGCACGGUGGCUGCAUUUGGGUCUGAAGAACGAAUCUCUUAUCAGUUUUCCUCUGAACUAAACAAGCCAAACAAGCAAGCACUCUUACGAGGACAUAUUUCAGGUUUUGGCUAUGGCUUUUCACAACUCUGUGCUUUCGGUUCCUACGCACUUGGCCUUUGGUACGCAUCAAUUCUGAUCAGACACAGAGACUCGAAUUUCGGGCAAGUCAUGAAGUCUUUCAUGGUUUUGAUUAUCACCGCAUUGUCUAUAGCUGAAACGCUUGCUCUUACACCAGACAUUGUGAAGGGUUCUCAGGCACUCGGAUCGGUUUUCAGGAUUCUCAAUAGAAGAACAGUUAUAGAUACUGAUAAUCCAACAUCAAAUAUGGUAGCUGAUGUUAAAGGAGAUAUUGAUUUCAGGAAUGUGAAUUUCAAGUACCCUGCUAGACCUAACAUUGCUAUUUUUCAGAAUCUAAAUCUUCAAAUUCCUUCAGGCACAAGCCUAGCUAUUGUGGGUCAAAGUGGAUCAGGCAAGAGUACAAUAAUCGCCCUGGUACUCCGAUUCUACGAUCCUAUUUCCGGGGAAAUUCUGAUCGACGGAUGCAAUAUAAAAGCCUUAAACCUGAAGUCACUCCGGGGAAAAAUAGGACUAGUCCAACAAGAACCAGCAUUAUUCUCCACAACUAUUUACGAAAACAUCAAAUAUGGAAACGAAAACGCAUCAGAAAUUGAGAUAAUGAAAGCAGCAAAAGCAGCAAAUGCUCAUGGAUUCAUCAGCAGAAUGCCUGAAGGGUACCAAACUGAUGUGGGCGAUAGAGGAAUGCAAUUAUCAGGAGGACAGAAACAAAGAGUAGCCAUUGCUAGAGCAAUACUUAAAGACCCUUCAAUUCUUCUUCUGGAUGAAGCAACGAGUGCAUUGGAUACAGCAUCAGAGAACCUGGUUCAAGAGGCUUUAGAUAAACUUAUGCAAGGAAGAACAACUAUUUUGGUAGCUCACAGGUUGUCGACAAUUCGCGAUGCCGGUAGUAUUGCUGUACUGCAAAAUGGGAGAGUAUCUGAAAUUGGCAGCCAUAAACAGCUGAUUGGAAAACCUGAUAGUAUUUAUAAGCAAUUGGUUAGCCUACAACAAGAUACAAGCUGCAUUGAGUGAUUAAACCAAACCCUAACCAAACCAACAAAUUCCGAUCGGUUAUAUUUUGGAUAUAAAUAAAUUUAGUUAAAAUUUUAGUGUAUAUCAAACCAAAUCAAAAAAGCGACUGCACCAACUAGUUCAGUUCAGUUCGGUUUGAAUUUUUUCAAUUACUUAAAAUUUUGGUAUAGUUUUUUUAGAAAAUAAGCACUAUGUCAUUUGGUUCAAAUCGAAUGCAUACCCGAGUUAUGAUAGAAGUGAUGCUUUUGAAAGAAAUUUGAACAUUUUGGUAAGGAAUGAAUGUAAAUGCAAUUUGUUGAUAUAUUCAAGCACUAAUAAGGUAUAUUAAUGGUAUAUUUUUUUCUAAA
Molecule: messenger RNA, 4236 nt
Organism: Mercurialis annua (annual mercury)
Lineage: Eukaryota; Viridiplantae; Streptophyta; Magnoliopsida; Malpighiales; Euphorbiaceae
Product: ABC transporter B family member 13-like
Exons: 10
Coding region: 179-3889 (1236 amino acids)
Biological process (GO): transmembrane transport
Cellular component (GO): membrane
Molecular function (GO): ABC-type transporter activity; ATP binding; ATP hydrolysis activity
Source: RefSeq, a predicted model, not a curated record